This is a messenger RNA of Lucilia cuprina (Australian sheep blowfly), 2532 nucleotides long. Its product is annotated as solute carrier family 35 member C2. Gene Ontology annotation, cellular component: Golgi apparatus; endoplasmic reticulum-Golgi intermediate compartment; cis-Golgi network. The record is from RefSeq and is a predicted model, not a curated record. The transcript has 6 exons. Gene Ontology annotation, molecular function: antiporter activity. Bases 481 to 2031 code for a protein of 516 amino acids. Gene Ontology annotation, biological process: UDP-glucose transmembrane transport. Lineage: Eukaryota; Metazoa; Arthropoda; Insecta; Diptera; Calliphoridae.
ACGUUUGCUUUUGCUGUCGCAGGUAUCUAGUGGUGCCAGCGUCAACAGUUGUUUUAUUGAAAGAAAUUCAUGUUUUUUAAGAAAAUUAUUAAAAUAUUCCAUAUAAAAUAUAAAAACAUAAAAAUAUUAACAAAAAUCAUUAAAGUAUAAUGUUCAAAUAUUUUGUGGCAUUAGAAUACUAAAGGAAUCGAUCAAAUUUGCAACAGCAAAAAAAAUGUAAACAAAAAUAGAAAAAGUGUCUCGGAAAAUUACCCAUUUCGCUAAAGAGUUAUAAAAAUAAAUAAAUAGAUAAAUAGGAAAAAAAUACGAUAACAAAAAUAAAUGUAAAAGAAUUAAACAGACCUACCGACAGACAGACAGAGUUACUAACGUCUAUAGAACAAUAAUAACAAAGGGGUUACAACAUACACUUAUGUGGUUAAAACGAAAGAUAAUAACUUUAAAAAUUUAUAUAAAUAAUUAGACUUGGUUAAAAAAAAAAUGUCUCAUGCACGUUAUGAUAAUCAUAAAUAUGCCCGCCUUAAUAAUCAGGAAAUUAAAACUCAACGAUCCUAUUCAGAGGAUGAAAAUGAAGAAAUCGAUUUGAGCGGCACAGAGCAACGUUUUAGAUAUUCUGCAGAUUCAGACGACAACGAUGAUGUGACAACAAAUAAAGGACAACAACAGAAUGGUGGUUAUUUAACUCAUCAUGAUAACGAUGAUGUACUAGAUGGCAGUAAUGGAAGACAUAUAAAUGACAACAACGGCAGCAGCACAGUUACCCUAAGAGAUCGUCUCAAUGACUCGCGUCUUAUGCAAAUGGCUAUUUGUUCUUUACUAACCAUACUGCUGUAUUUACUAUUAUCAAUAUGUUUGACAUUUUACCAGAAGGCUUUAAUUAAGGAAUUAAAUUUCCCAUUAACUAUUGUUAGUUAUCAUUUGGUGCUAAAGUUUAUAAUGGCUUCCAGUGCUCGAGGUAUUUAUAAAGCUGUGGUGGGUAAAUCAAGGAUACAAUUAGAUUGUCGUACAUCGGUAAGAAAAAUGGCUCCCACUGGUUUGGCAAGUGGUAUUGAUAUUGGAUUUUCAAAUUGGGCUUUAGCUUUGGUAUCCGUUUCAUUGUAUACCAUGACAAAAUCAUCGACAAUUGUAUUUAUAUUAAUAUUUGCCAUUUUAUUGGGAUUAGAGAAAAAGAGUUGGUCCCUGGUAUUUAUUGUUGGCUUAAUUGCUGUAGGUCUCUUCAUGUUUACUUAUAAAUCAACACAAUUCGAUACCUUGGGAUUUAUAUUUAUAUUGGUGGCCUCCUUGUGUGGUGGCAUUCGCUGGAGUUUAGCACAAUUUGUAAUGCAAAAAUCUAAAUUAGGUCUACACAAUCCCAUUGAUAUGAUAUAUCACAUGCAGCCUUGGAUGAUAGCAGCUCUAUUGCCCUUUGUUAUAAUAUUUGAAGGCAAAGGUUUAAUAAAAAUUCUAGAAAAUAUGAGCAAUUAUCCCGACAGUACUAUAUAUAUGGUUUUAUUGAAAAUAUCUGCCGGGGCUACGUUGGCAUUUUUCAUGGAAGUUAGUGAAUUUAUGGUAUUAUCGAAAACUUCCAGUUUAACCCUUUCUAUUGCGGGUAUAUUUAAGGAUAUUUUCCAAUUAGUUUUGGCUGUGGAAUAUAAUGGUGAUCAAUUAAGUUUAAUAAAUGCUUUAGGUUUAGUUGUUUGUUUAGCUGGCAUUUGUUGUCAUGUCAUUCAUAAAUAUUCAACUUUAACUAAAUUACAAGAACUACAGUCCUAUGAUGAAUCUUCAGAUUUGCAUUUAAAUGAAGCUUCUCUAAAUGGUAGUGGUUGUGGUGUUGCUGGUAGUAGUACCGGCGCUCAUACAUCAAAUGCUAUAAAUUCCUCAAAUAUCAAUGAUUAUACUUUUACAACAACGAAAAAACAUUCCUCAUUAACUGUUCCUUUAUUAGAAGAAACCGAUACGGAUGAUGACGAUGAUACAUCACCCAAUGGUAAUAAGGAUAAUUCUUCAGAUGUUAUAUUUGAUAUACUUAAACGUCGUGAUAUGCAACGAUGAGUAAGAAAAGUAUGUAUGUAAAUAUUAUAAGCCCCUUCCCCUCCCCCCCAAAAAGAAAACAAAGUAUCAUUUAACAUGUACUAUACUAUAUAUAUAUCUUAAAAAAUUAUUGACUUUGCUAACACAAUUAACUACUUAUUAUAUAAAAGAAACGUAAUUAUAUUUCUAUUUGUAAUUUGUAUUAUUAAGCUUUGCGGCUAAACGUUUAGAGAGAAAGAGAGAGAGUGAGAAAGGAAAGCAAAUUGUUGAAACUGUUAAGAUUUAGAAAUUUGAUUCUGUUUUAUGGUUUAACUAACUUUCAUGUAAUAUUGAUAUUUUUUAGUGUAAAGUGCAUUUUUACUGCUUCAGCAAAAAGUUUUUUUUUAUAAAAAAGCUUUUUUCCUUUUUUAGUAAAAUAAGCUUUUUUUAAAUAUUAUAGUGAAAAGGCUGUGUGUGCUUGAUAUGAAGUUUCUUUAUAAAUUUGUUUUUACUAUUUAUUCAAUAAAUUUGUUUACUGUUUCA